This is a messenger RNA of Sitophilus oryzae (rice weevil), 1881 nucleotides long. RefSeq lists its product as uncharacterized. The record is from RefSeq and is a predicted model, not a curated record. The transcript has 3 exons. Bases 69 to 1778 code for a protein of 569 amino acids. NCBI's taxonomy places the organism in Eukaryota, Metazoa, Arthropoda, Insecta, Coleoptera, Curculionidae.
UUAUUUUUUCUUGUCAAUAAAGUUUGAAAGAUCCGAACAUUUUUGACAUAAGUUUAUUAUCCAAAAUCAUGCAGUCCCAAAAGAAAAAUUCAGGAUCGUAUUUAACCAAACACCAAUCGAUGGUAUCGCAAAAUGUUAAACAAUCAAAUAACAGAAAAUUAUCAGUGGCCAGUCAAACCGAAUCGUUGCCAGACUUUAAUGAGCUGAGUUUGUUCAAAUUCGAGCCCACUUCCAUGAAGGAAAACAAGGAAAUCUAUUCUAAAACAUUAUUGUUUAUGAACGCAUUUCACGACAACAUGAACAAAGCUUUAGAAAAGAACAUGGUUGCAGAUGAAGUUGUUUUAGAUGCCGAAUUCAAAAUUCCAGAAGUGCCGGAUUAUUUCAAGAUUUUCGAACUGUUAGUAACUCAAAACAGAGACCAAGUGAUAAAGAAGCGUCAAGUGAAUAAAGUCACCAGCAUUCCUUCAAGCUGGGAAGUUGAGGCAAAACUGGAAGAUACUGCUGGUGAUGGCGUAUCUGCAGGAAAUGAAAAGAAAAAAUCAGAUGUUCAAUUAUUAUACGUAAAUAGCGUGGGUGAUGGCCCAACCGAUGAUACACUUAAGCAAACUAACGAAAACGAAAACUUAGAUAAGAGUGAAAUCAAAGAAGUUAUAGAUGAUUAUCAAAUGACAGCUAAUUCAAGAACUACUUUAACUCCAAUGAGACUUGUCAAAUCGGAAAAAGACGUUCUGAGUAAAUCAAACAAUUACACCUGUAAUACUUUAUACGAACCCUUGAGAAUUACUAAUACAGUUCAAAGAUCACCGAAUCAAUUUUAUGAAGAAUCUAUUUCUCUUAAUGCUGAAGAUCUAACACAUAAUAAUGUCCAAUCGAUCGACCAUAUUGAAGAUGAUGAAAUAAAAAUCAACACGAACUUAAAUCUUAUGGAAUACACAUACAAUAAACUGGGCACUAAGCACAAAAAGGUCAACAGUAUGCCUAAAACGAUUUUCAACUAUGUAAAUAAAAAGAUGUUGAAUCAAGUGUCUCAAAGUCCUCAGAAAGUAAACGAAAUGUUUAAGAGAAUUUCCGGUAGAAAUAUAAGGAUUUCGAGUGAAGAUUAUCGACUUAAAAGGCACAUUUAUCAUCAGGAUCUUAUGAGUCACGAUAGUUUUUGCGAAAAUUGUAAAGAAAACUGUACUAAGGAGAUUAUACAAGAAGCUGGUGAUUAUAGAGCGAUAGCUAAUCGUGAUGAAGACUGGAAUAUCGAGAUGGGUAGUUCUAGUGACAGUGGUAAUUUGAAUGACGAAGAAUUUGAAAAUCUGAAUACAAAUGGAUACGUGCUGUGGACAAGACAGGAUAACGAGUCACAAGUCAAAAGGCCAUUGACAGAAAUCGAUGUAGCUAUUAAACCUGCCAAAUUUCAUCCUUUGGAGCUAACCGAAAAAGAUCGAUCUCUUAUAGACAAAGACAUGUUGAAAGCGAUAGGUUUGUUUACGGAAAAUGGAGACAUCAGACCGACAGUUAUCGGUAUACUGGAAGAGAAACAAAGAUCCGUUUCACAGAAACCAUCUAAAAAUGUCAAGUUUCGAACUGAACGCAAGCUCGAUGUUCAAGUUCGUUUCAACAAUAAGAAUUUAAGUGCGAAUAGAAAUGAGGCUGACGAUUCUUCUAGUAAUCCAAGCACCGAGGAACUUGGAAUCGAAGGAAGUAUUCGUUCUUCUGUCGUGACUGUUUCUUCUUCAGUCAGUGAAUCUGAUUUAACAGAUAUGCUGCCUAAAGUUAAUUAUUACGAGUAAUAAAUAAUAAUAUACCUAACAGUUCACUCUAAGUGCACCGUGCCAUCACAUCAAUAAAUUGAAACGAAAAAAAUGUCAAUGAGACAGAAUAUAACAUUUUCAA